GUCUGGAAUGUGUGUGUGGAGGGAGGGGAAGCGGGGACCAUCACUCCCAAGCCACGCUGGCCCCCGGUCCUUCCUAGUCCCUCGUGGCGCCCGUUGUUGCCGUGUGUCGUUUGUGUUCCCCCUCCGAAAAGCCACGGUUUGAGCACAGGGAGUCCUUUUGUCGACCGCCACCUGCAGAAGGCGACCACGCCGUAAACAUAACACACCCAUUGCCAUGUAGCGACGCGGCACGUAAACCCUUGGACGGGCGAGGAUGGCUGAGGUGUCGCAAGAGGAGAGACUCCAGGUCAUCGCUGAGAAGAGGAAGAAGCAAACGGAGAUUGAAAACAAGCGGAGGCAGCUGGACGAUGACCGACGACAACUGCAACAUCUUAAGUCCAAGGCGCUGAGAGAGCGCUGGUUGUUAGACGGCGCUCCCGCCGAGGAGGAGACUCAGAAGCGUCUGCAGGAGGAAGAAGUGAAGACCAAAAUCCUGGAGCAGCUCAUCCUGAGGCUGGAGCAUGAGAUCGAAGAACUGGAGACGGGUGUGCCAGCCAACAAGGGCGUGGCCAAAGAAAAUGGAGGCGAGAACGGCGUGGCGCAGACGGCGAAGAGAGAGGCGGCGGGCGUGGAGGCCAAGCUGAUGGGCCCCAACCCCGAGCAGGCCAGCGCCGACAACCCCGUCACCUUGGUCUUCAUGGGCUACAAGACCGUGGAGGAGGAGCGGGACGGCCGCACGGCGGCGGCGGCGGCGGCGGGCACGGACGCGGCCGACGGCGACGUGACGGCCGAGUUCGUGGUGAUCGAGGACGGCGAGGCCAAGCCGGCGGGGGAGGCGGCCACCCGGGACCAGGCCCCGCCCAACGGCAGCAUGGCGGAGACGGAGACGGCCAACGGCGGCGGCGAGAAAGAACAGGAGAAGAAACAGACCUGCAAGUGCUGCGCGGUCAUGUGAGCUAGUGUGUGUGUGUGUGUGUGUGUGUGUGUGUGUGUGUGUGUGUGUGUGUGUGUGUGUGUGUGUGUGUGUGUGUGUGUGUGUGUGUGUGUGUGUGUGUGUGUGUGUGUGUGUGUGUGUGUGUGUGUGUGUGUGUGGUAUUGCAUGUGUGUACGCCAGCUUUGUGUGUGCGCACGAAUGAGGCGUGUGUGUGUGUCAGGACUGUACUACUUACCAACAACCGGAGCCAAACAGCAGCAAGAAAAAGGACAACAAAGACUCACAAGUACACACACUCUCUCUGAUACUGUACCUUUCAUUUCUAUUGAUAUUUUUCUAUUCUUACCGUCUUGACAUUUAUAUUGUAUUCCGUACCUUUUGUUAUGAUUAUGACUCUCGUUGUCAUGGGGACUGUGUACUGUGGGCGUGUUGUUGUUGUCGGGAGGGAGAUGUGAGGAAAGAAAGCAAAGGUAUAAAAAAAAAUUAAAAAUAAAAAGCUCUCUGGAUUGUACCGCCUGAAAAAGGGGGAAACCUGGAAACCCAUUUAGAGAUGUCCGAUAAAUGCUUUAAAAUGCAUUUUAUUUCAUGCAAAAAAUAAUAAUAAUAAUAAUAUCGGAAAUUAUCGGUAUCGUUUUUUUUAUUAUCGGUAUUGGGUUGUUUUUUUGUUUUUUUUAAUUAAAUUAACAUAAAAAACAAGAUACUAGGGGUGUGGGAAAAAAUCAAUUCGAAUUCGAAUCUCGAUUCUCACGUUGUGCGAUUCAUAAUCGAUUAUCUUUUCUUUUUUUUUCUUUUUCUUUUUUUUUUUUUUUUUUUUUUUUUUUUUUUUUCAAUUAAUCAAUCCAACAAAACAAUACACAGCAACACCAUAACAAUGCAAUCCCAUUCCAAAACUUGACUCAGCAACACUAAU
Molecule: messenger RNA, 1823 nt
Organism: Entelurus aequoreus (snake pipefish)
Lineage: Eukaryota; Metazoa; Chordata; Actinopteri; Syngnathiformes; Syngnathidae
Product: paralemmin-1-like
Exons: 6
Coding region: 254-934 (226 amino acids)
Biological process (GO): regulation of cell shape
Cellular component (GO): membrane
Source: RefSeq, a predicted model, not a curated record